AUGAUGUCAACAGACAGCCUCGAGGCCGACCUCAGCAUACCCUCAGAGUUUCCCAGCGUCCAAGCGACUUCGUCCGAGAAAACUACGGACACGGCAUCCUUCAUGGAGGACACCCUGAAAGCUUUCAUUCAGAUUCUAGCCGAGAUGAGGCCCACAAGACCUGAGAACGUGCGUGGGCUGCCAGUCCAUCGAGCCCUGCAACUGGCACCCUGCAUGGUGCGACGGAGAGAUCUGCUGGGACUCCAUCGUUUAAGCAGGGAGACCACAAAGCUGGACGAGUUCUGGUCCCACAGUUGGCGCACGAGGCUUUGGGUGAAGUACCUGAACAUCCUGUUCCUGAACAACAGCUUCCCAGCAGUUGUAGUAGGCACGCUUUGUGCCUUAACAACCUUCUUGCUGUGUGCGGCCCGUGUGGUUCCUCCGUUGUCCUCGGUCGAGCAGCGGACAUAUAUUUGGUGCACCCCGGCCGGAGUCGUGGGCUACUACCUGACCCUGCUUCUCUGGCGGUGCAAGAAGCUCUCUUUCUUUGACAUGGCCUGCAUAAAUCAAGUGGACGAGGCUCGAAAGCUCGAUGGCUUGAUCAGCAUGGGUGCCGUGUUGAAGUGCUCGAAGUCUCUCUUGGUUCUGUGGGACGCAACGUACGUUUCGAGAUUGUGGUGUAUGUUCGAGCUUGGGGCCUUCUUGCAUGGAAAGGACCUUCAGGCAGACGAUUGCUUGAAUUGCUUGGUGGUCUGCCCGGUGUUCGUGGGCCCUGCGCUGGUGACGGGCCAUCUGGGCCUGAGCCUACUGCUGGUUGCUUUUGUAUGCUCUCAGGUGCCAAUCAUACCUUGGGCUGCUUUCUUCAUAAGUGCUCUCGCUUUUCCAUGCUUGACGCUGCUGGCAUUUGUGGUUCUCGCGCAUUGCCACAGCAUCGAGGAGGUGCAAAAUCAAGUGCGCAAUUUCAGGAUUGAGGACUCAAAGUGCUAUUGCUGCUCCCGCGGUCACGUCGAAGCCGACGGUACAGAGAUGGCGAUUUGCGACCGCCGUGUCGUAUAUUCUUGCAUUGACUGUUGGUUUGGAUCGCGCGAGCAGUUCGAGCUUGUGGUGCGGACAAGGGUCUUGUCAACCUUGCUGCGUCAGCUUACACGCAACGUCUUUUCAUAUGGGCGCAUCGUGCAGGUGACCUGCCCGAUGUGGUGGCUUUUUCUAGACUUGGUGGCUUCACAGGAUAGCGGUGACCGUGCCAGACUCUUCCUGCAAACCGGACUACAAGGUGGCGCAUACUGCUUGAUGCUGACACCAAGCCUUGUGUGGAUCAUGCUCCGCAUGGCCUACAGACUGCGGAAGCUCUUUGUCGGGUUAUAUCGGCAGCUGUUGCUUUCCUUCGGUUUGAUCGCUGCAGGAACACUGAUCUUCAGUCUCCUUUUUGCAGCGGAAAGGUCACUCGCUGAACUCUCGUAUCGUUUUUUUCAGAGCCAGUGGCCCUCCGGCAUAGCCAUGCUGACGAUUGCAGGACCGGCUACAUUCUUCGUAUGGCGGUUGCCAAUAAUUGGCAUGCCAUCACCGAGCGACGCAAUCUCGCAAAGCUAG
This is a messenger RNA of Symbiodinium natans, 1569 nucleotides long. NCBI's taxonomy places the organism in Eukaryota, Dinophyceae, Suessiales, Symbiodiniaceae. The record is from the annotation of a GenBank genome assembly.